Molecule: messenger RNA, 2517 nt
Organism: Castor canadensis (American beaver)
Lineage: Eukaryota; Metazoa; Chordata; Mammalia; Rodentia; Castoridae
Product: immunity-related GTPase family M protein 1
Biological process (GO): cellular response to interferon-beta; autophagosome assembly; innate immune response
Cellular component (GO): endoplasmic reticulum membrane
Molecular function (GO): GTPase activity; GTP binding
Source: RefSeq, a predicted model, not a curated record
CAGGUAUAGAAAAUGCAGAGCAGAGAGCAAGGGCUGUGCUGAGGAUCAGGGACUAGAAGGGAACCCAGGAAGACCAGACUGCCCUUUCCAGAUCGUCUUCCCUCCUAGAUUAUCAUCUCUUCCUAAGUGGAUCUCAGAUCUCCACGCCUCACUUCUGUCCUCACUUGAAUCUGGAUUCCUCUUUUAAAUCAUCCCAUAGGGAGCUGCCCCCUGAGGACAGCAACCUCUCCCCAGGGAAGGAGUGACAUACCAGGAGGGCCACUGACAUCUGAUUACAGUCACUCUUCUGGAGCAGGAUUUAAGGAAUAUUAAGAUAAGGGAUGCAAAGGACCCAGCACAGACAGAUUCACAGAGGACCUUCUUGCUGUGUGGUUAAAGUUGGAGGGAGGAAGAACCAGAGGAACGACUUCCUCAGGGAUCCUGACAAGACCAGAGACUUCACCAAGAGUGCUCAGAGCUGUACAGAGGGCUUCACACCAAUCUUGUCAUGAAACCAUCACACAAAUCCUGGGAGGUUGCUCCACUGCUAACCAACAUGGCAGAGGCCCCCGUGUCCUAUUGCACUCCGUUGUCUACAUCCUUCCCCUCUACUGCGUCAUACCACACGGGCUGGAGUAUUUUACCUGAGGAGGUCAUCAGGAAUAUUGAGAGGGCCUUGCAAAACGGAAAGUUGCUGGAAGUGAUCCCUGUGACCAGGGCAGUCAUGGAGAGAGUGUCCAGGACCCCAGUGAGCAUCGCAGUGACUGGGGAUUCAGGCAAUGGUAUGUCAUCCUUCGUCAAUGCGCUUCGAGACAUUGGUCAUGAGGAGGAGACCUCGGCUCCCACUGGGGUGGUGAGGACCACCCAGACCCGAGCCUGCUACUCUUCCUCCCUCUUUCCCAACGUGGUGCUGUGGGAUCUGCCUGGCAUGGGGGCCACCACCCAAAGCUUUGAGAACUAUCUGGAUGAGAUGCAGUUCAGCCAGUAUGACCUCUUCAUCAUCAUUGCAUCUGAGCAGUUCAGCAUGAAUCAUGUGAAGCUUGCUAAAACCCUUAAGGGGAUGGGAAAGAGGUUCUAUGUAGUCUGGACUAAGCUAGACAGGGACCUCAGCACAAGUGUCCUCUCACACACCCAGACCCGGAAGAAUAUCCGAGAGAAUGUCCAGGAAAAUCUCCAGUGGGAGGGCUUGCGUGACCCUUCUUUAUUUCUGGUAUCUAACCUUGACCCUUUAUUGCAUGACUUCCCUAAGCUUAGGGACACACUGCAAAAAGACCUCUCCAACAUCAGGUACCAUGCUCCCUUAGAGGCCCUUUCCCAGAUCUGUGAGAAUAUUGUCAAUGAUAAAGUGACUGACCUGAAAGAGAGAAUAGCCAAAGAGCAUUUUCAGGAUUUUCUUGACAUCAGGGAUGUUGAUGACUUGAGGGAGGUUCUGGAAGCCUACCGAUUGUGCUUUGGUAUAGAUGAUCAGUCACUUCAUCAGGUAGCUCAUUGUAUGGGGAAAAUGGCAAUAGAAUACAGGGCCAUCACAAAGUCCCAGGAUUUGCGCAGUCUCUGUAGCAGGGAUGGAAACUAAAAGUCAUGACUUGCUUAGUCAUGACAAUAAUCCCAGACUUCGUAGUUGUGCCUCAUGCUUGUGUCGCCCAAUCACCUGCUGCCUCAGAUACAUGAGUCGCCCAGUCAUCCGCUGCAUCAGACGCAUGACACAAGACGCAUCCUUAGUUAAUUGCUGAGGACACCAAGACCGUACUGAAGAAAAUUUGGAAGACUCCACUAUACCUGCCUGAAAUCUAACGUUUCAAUAGUCUGGUAUGCUUAUUCUCAAUGUGAAAGUCAAGCUGCCUCGAGAUCCUCUUCUCAUUUGGGUCCCUAUUUCCCCCACUAGAAAUCAAAACAUAUAAUUUAACACUUUCUAUUUCUAAGGAUUACAAAUUCUUUGAAAGGAGUUAAGGAAAUUGCUCAUCUUUCUACUGUUCCUUUGAGGAACAAGUGUGUGUUGAAAUCAUUUAACCAAGCUUCCUGGGUUUAGUAUGUAGAAAUUUUGCUUUAAGUUGUCAAUUGUGAUGUAAUCCUAAAGUAUUAAAGUUAAUUCCUCUUCUGUAAAGCCUUUUUAUUCUCUUUCUCCUUCCUUUCCCUAAACACCCCUGCUGGUGACUCAGCUGGUGUAAAAGGGCACUUGCUCACAAGUUUGGAGAGUGUGAUGGCAACUGUUCUGUGAAUCUAACAGGGUGUUCAGGUCAGGACUCCAGGCAGUACUCCUGCCACAAGGUGCUUUUCCUUCACACAUUCUUCACCAGGUGCCAAUCGGUCUCUUAAAAAGAAAUGCAGGUUUAUAUGAGUCAGGGUUCUGGCAAGAAACAGAUGGCAUCGUCAAACUGGAUCAUUUGAGGAGGAUUUGCAAAGCAUAUGUCUUUGAAAUGUGUGAGCAGGAUGCAAAGAUAUCACCAAGAGAAAACACUGACUCUCAAGCAAGCACAGUGAAGAAUGCCAGCAUCCCCAGUCCUGGAAGGGCAAUGUUUUACUCUAUUUGCUGUGCUGUAA